Schistosoma curassoni is the source of this 3982-nucleotide messenger RNA. Lineage: Eukaryota; Metazoa; Platyhelminthes; Trematoda; Strigeidida; Schistosomatidae. The record is from the annotation of a GenBank genome assembly.
GUGUCAUACAUUCCAAACUAUCUUAUCGAGUAUUUGUUUGAUCCACUUGAUAAUAGUAGUAUAGUUAUGUCAUUGAUGCUAUUCUUUAUUAUGAAGGUUUCAUUAACCUUUUCACAACAUGAGUAAACAAAUUUGGGAUAGUGUAGACUCAUUUGAAUGUUAUACAUAGUGAUAAGGAUCUUCCAUUGUGCAUUACCAUAAACACUAAGGAUUAUCUAUCUUAAAUGAUACUUUAUAAUGAUGUUUAAUGUUUUGGAAGUGAUAAUAAUAUGGAUUUAGUAAAAACUGAAGCAACUUGUUUACCAGCUGGUCGAUAUGAAUUUAAAGAUUCUGGUUUAUAUAUUGGUGAAUGGUUAAAUGAGAAAGCUGUUGGUUUAGGUUUAAUUACAAAAGAUAAAUGUCAAGGUGAAUAUACUGGUUUAUGGGAUUCUGGUUCAGAGAAAAGUGGUGUAUUUUUAUGGCCAAAUGCACCAGGUGCUAUGUAUGAAGGUGAAUGGGCACAUAAUCGACGUAAUGGUUAUGGAAUAUUUACACGAGAAGAUUGGGUUAUUAUGGGACAAUUUAAAGAUGAUUUUAUUAAAUGUGGAAUAAAAUGUAAAGAAGAUUCAAUUGGAAGAUUUGAAGGUGAAUUUGAAAAUGGCUUUCCUAGUUUUGGUGUAGAAACUUAUGCAGAUGGAGGAAGUUAUGCUGGUGAAUAUAAAAAUGGUGUACGUGAAGGACUUGGUGUACGUACAUCUAUACCAUAUGGGGAAGUAAUAAAUUUUUUCCCUGAAGAAGCUGCUAUUGCUGCAGAAAUUGCUUUAGAUAUUAAAAAACGUACAGCAUUACAAAAUCUAUUAAACUCAACACAUCAUACUCAUCAUAAUAUUACUAAUACUGACAACAGUACACAUCAUAUUGUCAAUAAUAAUAAUAACAACAACAAUACAGGAACACGUCGUGGAAGUCUUCUAAGUCAAAGAUCUGGUGAUGUAGCUGAAUUAGAAGAUCCAGAAUUAAGUGGACAAGAUGAUAAUGAAGAUGAACCAUAUUUUGGUCGUCGUCCAAAUCCAUCAAAUAUUCAUAAUAAAGAUUUUAAAGAUUUACGUAUGUCAUGUAAAUUUAAAUGUGGUUUUGUAUUAUCAUCAAAACGUAGUGAAUUAAUGUUAAAACGUCAACAAAAAUUGAAUCAUAUUGGUAGUGGAUCAUUAAUGAAAUUUCGUAAAGAAUUAAAUCAUAAUAAAACAAAUCGUCGAUCAAAAUCAUUAACAAAUUUGUUUAAUCGUUCAUUAAGUAAAGAAUCAAUUGCAUGUGUUCGACGUCAAGGCAGUAUAACAGAACAUUCAGCACGAGCAAAGAUUAAAGUGGAACAAACACCUGAAUCAGUAUUCACAUUAGAUCAGGUAGAUGCUAUCGAUCCUGAAACAGUUGAAACAUUUGCUGGUCAAUGGGAAGCUGAUUCACGUCAUGGUUAUGGAGUAUGUGAACGAUCUGAUGGUGUUAUUUAUGAAGGUCAAUGGGUGAAAAAUCAACGACAUGGUUAUGGUCAAACACAUUUUCCUGAUGGAGUAUGCGAGCAAGGAAAAUAUCAAAAUGGUAAAUUAGUAUUUCUUUCUUGGCCAAAAGGAGCGAAAUCAUAUUUAUUAUUAUAUAAUUAUCAUAUUAUGCGUGAAGUGGCUAAUGCUGUAAAACGUGCUAGAAAUAUAGCUGAUGAUGCUUUCGUUAAAGCAAAUGAAGCUAGAGAGAAUUUAGCUAAAGUUGAGAAUGCAGUGCAACUUUCGAAAAAAGCUGCUGAAUUAGCUCGUGAUUAUUCAUUAGAAACACGUGAAUUAGUCAAAGAAAUGUAUCCAGAUUUUGAACAACCUGGUAUAAAGUAUUUAGAAGAUAUGGUACGUCUUAUGAAUAUAACAAAACGUGGUAAUCAAGCAUUUGAUACAGCACUUCAAUCAGCUAAAGAUGUAAUAGCUACUGUUGAAGCAAAUUUAAUUGAACAUAAUCAAUCACAAGAACAAAAUUUAGAAGAAAAUCAUGAACAGAAUGAUCUAAACUAUCCAUCAUUAGAUUUGGAUCCAAUGAAACCGAUUCAGCAUAAUAGUGGUAUUCCAUUAUCUAGAGCUGGAUCAUAUCGUUUAAAACGUCAUAAGAAACAUCAUUCAAAUAAACAUAAACAUGAAAAUGAUAAGAUGCAUUCAAUUGAAAUGAAGAAUAUUGAAUAUACAACUGGAAAUGAUAUUGACAAAUCAUUAACACUUCAAAUACCACAAGUGAAUGUUGAUUGUUCAUUUUCUCAACAAAUAAAUAAUGAUAAAUCAAUAUUAAAUAAUAAAUUUCCUAGUCCUACGAUGACAACAACAUCAGAGAACAGUUUACAUGUACCAAAUCUUAAUUAUUAUACUAAUAGAAUAGAUAAUGAUAUAUCAUCUGAAUGUGAUUCAAUAGAAGGAGAAAGUCGUACAACACGUAGUUCAUCAGAAGCAUCAAAUUAUGUCAUUUUACCAACAUUUAACAUUCUCAAACCUCAAACAGAACCAUUAACAAUUCCAUUGAAUAAAUUAAUGUCAAAUACAACAGUAAUGGAUGAUUAUUUUGGACAUUAUAAAAUGACACCAAAACAAUCACCAUCAUUAUAUAAUGAAAAACGUUAUUCUAUGGAAAGAUUAAAUGAAUCACAACAUAUACAUGAAAUCAAAUCAAAUCUCUUCAAUCAAUUUAGGGAUCCUAAAAUGAAUCAAUAUGAUGAUGAUAAUGCUGAUGAUGAUGACCAUGAUCAUGAUGGUGGCGAUGGUGAUCAUUCGAAACCAUUAAGUUAUGAUGCAAAAAAUGCAACAUUUUCACGUACUUCCGAGAAUUGUGAAUCAUCUAAAAAAAUUGUACGACGUAGAACAUUACCAGGAUUUUUAACACAACCACCAUUAGAUUUAAGUAAAUAUUCAAAUUUAACAACAUUACAAGAAAAUGGAAUCACGCCUAGUAACAAUACAUCAGUUACUAUGUGUAAUCAAUCGUCAAGUAGGAAUACUCAAAACAAUUUAUCAACUAUUCAACAUUUAUCAAAUCAUAACAUCAAUACUAAACAUGAACAAUCUUCUAAUAAUAAUUCAUCAGUGAUUUAUUUUACAGAUAAUGGUAUACGUAAAAGAGCUCAUGCUUAUUCUCCUAUUCAUGAAGAUUCGUUAUUAUUUACUCAUUUAUCACAAAAGAAUUCAAUGAAUAACUCAGGUAAAUUAGACUCAUUGAAACAAAUAUCUACAUUACCUAUUUCAAUGAAUAGAGAUAUACAAACUUCAUAUUUAACUAAUACUAAUCAUAUUAAUGUAAUGUCUACAAUGACAAAUACAUCACAACAAUAUUCUCAUUCAAGAAUGAAUCAAUCACCAUUCGUUGUAGCUAAUGUAAUAAUUGAAGAUCCACAAGAUCAAUUAACUCCAUUACCAAUAUAUUAUAAAGAAUCAAGAAUUGAUUUAUCUCAAAGUAUUAAACGUGGAAGUGUUCCAGAUGUGACAAAACAAAGUUCUACAUUAUCUCCAAAUGAUUUAUUAAAAUUAGAAGAAGAACAUAAAAGAAAAUAUGAGAAUAUAUUAGAUAGAAAACGUCAAGGUGAAAUAGUGAUACAACUUGUGGAUUUUUUUGAUUGGUGCCGUGUCAAUUUGUCCAUAUUAACAUUUAUAUUAGUCAAUUGCAUUUUAGCUUGUUUCUUUUACAUCAUUAUUUACAGUUGAUAAAAUAAUAAUCCAACAUACUUCCGGUGUAUAAAAUUUUUAGAAUGUGAAUCUAUUUCCAUGAUAUAUAUAACUUUAAAUGACCAAAAAAAUGGAUCCAAUCAUAUUGUGAUCAACAAAUUGUAGAAACUUUCAGAUCAAUCAUUUUGCUCAAUUCAAUUGUAGUUCGAAUUGUGAUUAUGAAUGGUCAACAAUAAUUAUUACCUUAAUAAUUGAUACUAUAUAAUGAAGAUUGUACAAAACAAGUAAUUCAAUAAUAUAUAUAUAUAUACUUAUUGAGAUUG